Drosophila rhopaloa is the source of this 1275-nucleotide messenger RNA. RefSeq lists its product as uncharacterized. The record is from RefSeq and is a predicted model, not a curated record. The coding region runs from base 32 to 1246 and encodes 404 amino acids. The transcript is spliced from 3 exons. NCBI's taxonomy places the organism in Eukaryota, Metazoa, Arthropoda, Insecta, Diptera, Drosophilidae.
UCGGAAGCUUCAAAAAAUAAAAAAUUAAACAAUGGAUCAGUCCCGCAUUCUGAGGACUACAAAUGUUGUGCUUUUACUCACUGCCUAUCAGAUGCAUUGGUUUGAGAAGAAGUCGCAGAGGUUCCGAUUCUCCCUACCCGGAGUGGUCUACAUCUUUGUGCUCGGCUGCAUUUACGCUGCGUGCUUUUCCCGACAUUUUGAUCCGUCCUCAUCUCUACUGAACGUUCUGAACGAUGUUUCACCAUUUCUUUUUGGAUUGACCAGGAUGCAACUGUUGCUGGGAGCAAAAGCAUUCGCCUAUGCCGUCUACUCCUCUGCGAAGUCUGUGCGUGCAGUCAACUCCUUGGUGGAAUCACUUGCCUCCAGAGACCGCGGAUUUGGGAAAAAUGAGGCAAUAGCCUACCUUUUACUAGGCUCAACUUUUUGCAUUCUCUUCGGUUUUGUGCUCUACAUUUCAUAUGAAAUGAAGUUCGAGCUGCCUCCGUUGCAAGAUGCGAUGGUCGGAAUGGCCCUAUUUCUUCCUCAUCUAAUUUUAGCUGGAUCUGUGAGAUUAUACGUAGUGUUGGCUUUUUUAAGUCGCGGACAGUUGAAGCAGCUUAAGGAAGAUGUGGAGCAGGAGUUAAGAGCUAAUUUAAACGAAGGCGAACCGAAUAUCGCCUCCACUUCUUUCACUAUUUCCACAAAAAACUCAAGUUUGGAAAAUUUGGAGAGUCUAAAAAGAAAGUUGGAGAUUCUGGGAGCCAGUUUUCGUAACUUUUUCCAGUCAUUGCAGCACUCUUUGAUAUUCUAUUUUGCCCUGAAUGGAAACUGCCUUCUCGGAGGGAUAUAUUCCUUAACCUACUACUGGAAUACCUGGCACGUUAUCUUCGAGCAUCGCAAGCGACGAAUCUUCUACGCGGCAAAUGCAUCCAUAUAUGCCUGUAUUGCCAGUGAUUACAUCUGCCUAAUGUUUGUUCUGUUUAUGAUGGAGAAAGAGCGUAUGGGUUUCAUUAAGUGUCUAAAUAACUUCCUGGCCCAGCGUACUUCUCUGUCGAAGAAAAUAAGACCACUUGCCAAAGACAUAAAGGGGAUUAUUAAAAGAACUUUUGAUCUCAAAUUUUACUCGCUCAUUCGUUUUGAUCUUAGUUACGUCAGCAUGAUAACAUUCGUUCAAUUACUGAUCAUUUCUUUGAUUGUGAUUUGCCAUUACCUGAAUGAUGCAAUUCUUUUGGUGAGAGAAGAGUUAAGCAGCAAAGACGAUGAGUAACUUAAGACAAUAUUCACAUAAUUUGGUUU